AUGUCGGUGCCGCGGGAGGAGGCUCUGCCCGCCUGCUUCGCGGGGCUGGGUGCGGGCAGCCCGCGGCCGCGGCAGAAGCGCGGGGGGAUGUUCUGCAGCGUGGAGGAUGCCUUCGACAACAAGACGCUGGAUUUCCCCUCGCUCAGCUCCUCCGAGCCCGGGACACCCCCCGCUGGGCACCGCCGCGGCCCCGGUCCAGACCCCAGUCCAGGUCCAGGUCCAGGUCCAGGUCCCGGUCCCGGCCUCGUCGCGGUCCCGCCGCCGCCGGUAGCUGUAGCCCGAGGAGAGCGGCCCGAAGGCUGCCCGCAGAGUGACCGGCUUCUGAUCAAAGGAGGGAAAAUUGUCAACGAUGACCAGUCCUUUUAUGCAGACCUCUAUGUGGAAGAUGGUGUCAUAAAGCAGAUUGGGGAAAACCUGCUGGUUCCUGGUGGUGUAAAGACAAUUGAUGCCUAUGGCCAGAUGGUGAUGCCCGGGGGGCUCGACGUCCACACCAGGCUGCAGAUGCCCAUCAUGGGGAUGACCUCAGCUGAUGACUUCUUCCAAGGCACAAAGGCAGCCCUGGCAGGAGGCACCACCAUGAUCAUUGACCACGUCUGCCCAGAUGCUGGGACCAGUCUCCUGGCUGCCUACGAGCAGUGGCGGGGGGUGGCUGACAGCCAGGCCUGCUGCGAUUACUCCCUGCACGUCGACAUCCCGCGCUGGCACGAGAGCCUGAGGGAGGAGCUGGAAGCCCUGGUGAAGGACAAGGGUGUGAACUCCUUCCUGGUUUUCAUGGCCUACAAAGACAAGCUUCAGUGCACAGAUGCCCAGUUGUAUGAAAUCUUCUGCACCGUUCGCGAGCUGGGGGCCAUCGCCCAGGUGCAUGCUGAGAACGGAGACAUCAUCGAUGAGGAGCAGAAGAGGCUGCUGGAGCUUGGGAUUACUGGACCAGAAGGACAUGUCCUCAGUCGCCCCGAGGAGGUGGAAGCAGAGGCCGUGUACCGUGCCAUUACCAUUGCCAAGCAGGCCAACUGCCCCUUGUACAUCACCAAAAUCAUGAGUAGGGGUGCAGCAGAUGUCCUAGCUCAAGCCAAGAGGAAAGGCAUGGUUGUGUACGGGGAGCCCAUCACUGCCAGCCUGGGCACCGACGGCUCCCACUACUGGAGCAAAAACUGGGCCAAGGCUGCCGCCUUCGUCACGUCCCCCCCCAUCAGCCCAGACCCCACCACGCCGGAUCAUCUCACCUCCCUCUUGUCCUGCGGGGACCUGCAGGUCACCGGCAGUGCCCACUGCACCUUCACCACCGCGCAGAAGGCCGUGGGCAAGGACAACUUCACCCUCAUCCCCGAGGGCACCAACGGCGUGGAGGAGCGGAUGUCCGUCGUCUGGGAGAAGUGUGUGGUGCCUGGGAAGAUGGAUGAGAACGAUUUUGUGGCAGUGACCAGUACCAACGCUGCCAAGAUCUUCAACUGCUACCCCAGGAAGGGGCGCGUGGCAGUGGGCUCUGACGCAGACCUGGUCCUGUGGAACCCCAAGGCUACCAAAAUCAUCUCAGCAAAAACCCACAACCUGAACGUGGAGUACAACAUAUUUGAAGGCACAGAGUGCCACGGAGUUCCUACUGUGGUCAUCAGCCAGGGAAGAGUUGUCCUUGAGGAUGGAAACCUGUGUGUCACCCAGGGGUCUGGUCGCUUCAUUCCUAGGAAGACCUUCCCAGAUUUUGUUUAUAAAAGGAUAAAGGCAAGAAACAGGCUGGCGGAGGUCCACGGUGUGCCGCGAGGGCUGUACGACGGGCCGGUCCACGAGGUGCUGGCCAGCGCCAAGGCCCCCAGCGCCGCCGCCCGCAUCGCCCCCUGCCCCGGCAAGGCCCCGGCGCCGCCCGUCCGCAACCUCCACCAGUCGGGGUUCAGCUUGUCCGGCUCUCAGGCAGAUGACCACAUUGCCAGGCGCACGGCCCAGAAGAUCAUGGCCCCGCCGGGGGGACGGUCCAACAUCACCUCGCUGUCCUGA
Messenger RNA from Indicator indicator, 1989 nucleotides. It is a transcript of the gene DPYSL4, whose product is annotated as dihydropyrimidinase like 4. Lineage: Eukaryota; Metazoa; Chordata; Aves; Piciformes; Indicatoridae. Gene Ontology annotation, molecular function: hydrolase activity, acting on carbon-nitrogen (but not peptide) bonds, in cyclic amides. Gene Ontology annotation, cellular component: cytoplasm; cytosol. The transcript has 14 exons. The record is from RefSeq and is a predicted model, not a curated record. Bases 1 to 1989 code for a protein of 662 amino acids.